This is a messenger RNA of Aspergillus ruber CBS 135680, 310 nucleotides long. RefSeq lists its product as uncharacterized. Lineage: Eukaryota; Fungi; Ascomycota; Eurotiomycetes; Eurotiales; Aspergillaceae. The record is from RefSeq and is a predicted model, not a curated record. The transcript has a single exon. The coding region runs from base 14 to 268 and encodes 84 amino acids.
CAUGUUAUACAAGAUGAAGUUCCUCAACCGCUCCUUAGCAGUCUUCUUGCUGCUUAGAGCUAAUCUUGAUAUAUGGAAAGCGUCCCCAUCUGAAUCAGCCUUUGUCCUAGGGAUCGGAACCGAUCCCUCCUUAUCAAAAUACUCCAUACAUCCCCAGGAACAUCUUAGACAACGGUCCAAAAAGCCUACCCAUCCCUCCAAACAAUGUUUUAACCAAUACAUGCCACCGGUCUGGUGCCCGGCCAUCAAACAACCUCACCACAUUUAGUCUCCUAACUCACGCCCAACCAGAUAUCUACAGACGUGCUGU